GAGCCUGGUGGCAGCGCAGGGCGGCGGGGUGCGCGAAGCAGACCCGGCGGCCGCGGCUCUUCGGCGCUCGGCCCAGCACCUGCUGCCCUCGCCCGGCCCCGGGCGCCGCUGCCAUGCGGCUGGCGCUGCUCUGGGCCCUGGGACUCCUGGGCGCGGGCAGCCCUCUGCCCUCCCGGCCGCUCCCAGAUACAGGUGGCACUGAGGAGGAGCAAGGAAGGCCGGAGAGAAGGAUCUUGGAGCCCCAGAUCCUUCAGGACAACCUGACAUUCAGCCUAGCAGAGGUGCUUCAGACCAGUCUGCCUGAGGCUUUGCGGAUCAAAUUGGAAUUGGAUGGUGAGAGUCAUAUCCUGGAGCUGCUACAGAAUAGGGAACUAGUCCCAGGCCACCCAACCCUGGUGUGGUACCAGCCUGAUGGCACCCGGGUGGUCAGUGAGGGACAUACUCUGGAGCACUGCUGCUACGAAGGAGGAGUGCAGGGCCAUGCCAACUCCUGGGUCUCCCUCUGCACCUGCUCAGGCCUCAGGGGCUUGGUGAUUCUGUCGCCAGAGAGAAGCUACGCCCUGGAGCUGAGGCCUGGGGACCUUCAGGGUCCCCCCAUCAUCUCCCGGAUCCAAGACCUCCUCCUGCCAGGCCACACUUGUGCCCUAAGCAGGCGUGCAUCUGUGUCCACUCGGGUUCCACCAGAGCGCCACCUGGGACGGAACCACAGUCACCGGCGGAGGCGGGAUGUAGUGACAGAGACCAAGAUUGUUGAGCUGGUGAUUGUAGCUGAUCAUUCCGAGGUCCAGAAGUACCAGGACUUCCAGUACCUGCUGAACCGCACACUGGAAGUGGCUGUCCUCCUGGACACAUUCUUCCGGCCCCUGAAUGUCCGGGUGGCGUUAGUGGGCCUGGAGGCCUGGACCCAGCGCGACCUGGUAGAGAUAAACCAGGACCCAGGUCUCACACUAAACAGCUUCCUCCGCUGGCGCCAGGUGGACCUGCUGCCUCGAUUGCCCCACGACAGUGCCCAGCUGGUGACUGCUACUUCAUUCUCUGGGCCCGUGGUGGGCAUGGCCAUUCAGAACUCCAUCUGUUCUCCUGAAUUCUCAGGAGGCGUGAACAUGGACCACUCCACAAGCAUCCUGGGAGUUGCUUCCUCGAUAGCCCAUGAGUUGGGCCACAGCCUGGGUCUGGACCACGACUCCCCUGGGAACAGCUGCCCCUGUCCAGGCCCAGCCCCAGCCAAGAGCUGCAUCAUGGAGGCCUCCACAGACUUCCUGCCAGGCUUGAACUUCAGCAACUGCAGCCGCCAGGCCCUGGAGAAAGCCCUCUUGGAUGGGAUGGGCAGCUGCCUCUUUGAACAGCUGCCCGGCCUGCCCUCUAUGGCCAAAGGCUGUGGAAACAUGUUUGUGGACCCGGGCGAGCAGUGCGACUGUGGCUUCGCUGAUGAGUGCACUGAUCCCUGCUGUAAUUACCUCACCUGCCAGCUGAGGCCAGGGGCACAGUGUGCAUCCAAUGGACCCUGCUGUCAAAACUGCCAGCUGCGCCCGGCUGGCUGGCAGUGCCGCCCUCCCAGAGGUGACUGUGACUUGCCUGAGUUCUGCCCAGGAGACAGCUCCCAGUGCCCCCCUGACAUCAGCCUGGGGGACGGUGAGCCAUGUGCUGGUGGACUGGCCGUGUGCAUGGAAGGGCGUUGUGCUUCCUACGCCCAGCAGUGCCAGGCUCUCUGGGGACCUGGGGCCCAGCCGGCCACACCACUUUGCCUCCUUACUGCCAACACUCGGGGAGAUGCCUUUGGGAACUGUGGGCGCAGCCCUAAUGGCAGCUACAUGUCCUGUGCCACUAGAGAUGCCAUUUGUGGGCAACUCCAGUGCCAGGGGGGUAUGGCCCAGCCUCUGCUGGGCUCAGCCCAAGAUCUGCACUGGGAGACACUGGAAGCCAAUGGGACCCAGCUGAAUUGCAGCUGGGUACACCUGGACCUGGGCAACGAUGUGGCUCAGCCCCUCCUGACUCUUCCUGGCACAGCCUGUGGCCCUGGCCUGGUGUGUCUCAACCGUCGAUGCCAGCCCGUGGAUCUCCUGGGAGCACAGGAAUGUCGGAGGAAAUGCCAUGGACAUGGGGUCUGCGACAGCAAUAGGCAUUGCCACUGUGAGGAGGGCUGGGCGCCCCCUGACUGCACCACCCAGAUCAGAGCAACCAGCUCCCUGACCACAGGGCUGCCCCUCAGCCUCCUGUUGAUGGUGGUCCUGGUGCUGCUUGGUGCCAGCUACUGGCACCGUGCCCGCCUGCGCCAGCGACUCUGCCAACUCAAGGGACCCAGCUGCCAAUACAGGGCAGCCCAAUCUGGUCCUCCAGAACGCCCAGGACCCCCGCAGAGGGCCCUGCUGAUCUCAGGCGCCAAGACUAGUGCUCUUGGCUUCCCGGCCCCCCCCUCCAGGCCGCUGCCUCCAGACCCUGUGCCCAAGAGACUCCAGGCUGAGCUGGCUGACCGACCCAAUCCCCCCACUCGCCCUCUGCCCGUUGACCCAGUCGUGAGGCGCUCGAAGUCUCAGGGGCCUGUCAAGCCCCCACCCCCGAGGAAGCCACUGCCUGCUGACCCCCAGGGCCAGCGCCCUUUGGGUGACCUGCCUGGCCCAGGAGCUGGAAUCCUGCCCCUAGUUUUACCCUCCAGGCCUGCCCCGCCGCCCCCAGCAGUGUCCUCGCUCUACCUCUGACCUCUCCUGAGGUUUCGCUGCCUCCAACCUGAAUUUAGGACUUCAAGAGGGGGACCUGUCCCCUGCGGUCCCCCGCGAUGACCCAAGGAGCCAGAGCCUGGAUGUGACGGAGCAGGCGUCUUAAGACACCGGGCACCUCCUUGCGCUGUCGAGUUGCAGCUAGGAGUUGGGGAGGGACUGGGCGCUGGACAGGGCUGAGGGAGGGGCGCACAGCCUGUCUCUGCUCAGUUGCAAUAAACGUGAGAUCUUGGGA
Equus caballus (horse) is the source of this 2949-nucleotide messenger RNA. It is a transcript of the gene ADAM15, whose product is annotated as ADAM metallopeptidase domain 15. Gene Ontology annotation, molecular function: metalloendopeptidase activity; integrin binding. Gene Ontology annotation, biological process: innate immune response; integrin-mediated signaling pathway; proteolysis. The record is from RefSeq and is a predicted model, not a curated record. NCBI's taxonomy places the organism in Eukaryota, Metazoa, Chordata, Mammalia, Perissodactyla, Equidae.